Bacillus rossius redtenbacheri is the source of this 2122-nucleotide messenger RNA. Its product is annotated as facilitated trehalose transporter Tret1-2 homolog. NCBI's taxonomy places the organism in Eukaryota, Metazoa, Arthropoda, Insecta, Phasmatodea, Bacillidae. Gene Ontology annotation, cellular component: membrane. Gene Ontology annotation, biological process: transmembrane transport. Gene Ontology annotation, molecular function: transmembrane transporter activity. The record is from RefSeq and is a predicted model, not a curated record. The transcript has 5 exons. The coding region runs from base 314 to 1726 and encodes 470 amino acids.
CCUGGCGCGCGAGCAGCUGUCAACAAUGCUAGCGAGUGAAGGGGAGUGAUGGAGGGGGCACACAGAGACACCAGACACGAGCGCGCAGUCUCCCGCCAGCAGCCACCGCGACACGGCCGCAGCCUGCAGCCUCGCCAGCGCCCCUGGCGGUCACCCGUAGUUCUCCGCGUGGGAAAAACAGCGCUGUUGCUACCGGCAGUGGCGCGCAAGCUGCGAUAACAACUCCUCAGCGACCUCAUGCUGUAACACGAUACUUCACUCGCAGCUUCUGCCACACACCCGUUGCUGCAAGCCUAUUGGAUCACCGCGCUAGAUGGAAGCCACCCAGAAGCAGGGUCAGAAGUCAAGGAAGCUCCCUCAGUAUUUCGCAGGAGUGGUUGCCGUCGUGAACACGGUGACGGCGGGGUGCGUGUUCGGCUGGACCUCGCCGGCGCUGCCGCAUCUGCAGGCCCCGGCGGACAACUCCUCGGCCUCGGCGGGGGGCCUGACGGUGGACGAGGGCUCCCUGGUGGGGUCGCUGGUCGCAGUGGGGGCCCUGGCCGGCUCCCUGCCCACCGGACACCUCGCCAACCUGCUGGGGCGGCGGAGACUCUCGCAGGCCCUCAGCCUGCUGCUCGUGGCGGGCUGGGCCGUCAUCGCCGUCUGCGGCCGCCAGGUGGUGUACCUGUGCGCGGCCAGGCUGCUGCAAGGCGCCUGCCUGGGCGCCGGCUCCGUGGUGACUCCGCUCUACAACGAGGAGAUCUCCGAGGUGGGGGUGCGGGGCUCGCUGGGCGUGCUCUACGACUCGGCGCUCUGCCUCGGCAUCCUCUGGGUGUACCUGGCCGGCGCGCUGGCGGCCCCCUACCUCUGGAUGAACGUGAGCUGCGCGCUGCCGGCGGCGCUGUCCUUCCUGCUGCUGUUCCUGGUGCCCGAGUCCCCCGUGCACCUUCUGGCGCGCGGGGACGAGGCGGCCGCUAGGGCGGCCCUGACCUGGCUCCGGGGCGGGGACCCCGACGUGGGUCCCGAGCUGGAGUCCUUGCGCCGGCUCGUCCAGAGGCCCGCAACCCCGGGCCGCUGCGCGUGGACCCCGCCCACCGCCAAGGCGCUGCUGAUCGUCACGGGGCUGAUGAUGGCGCGGCAGCUCUCGGGCAUCAACGCCGUCACCUUCUACGCCGAGGACAUCCUGAGGGCCAGCGGCGCGGGGAUGGAGCCGUCCAUCGCGGCGAUGCUGUGCGCCGUCUUCGAGCUGGCCGUGACCGUGCUGAUGGUGGUCAUCGCGGACCUGGCCGGCCGGAGGCUGCUCCUCGCGGUCUCCUGCUGGGGGUCGGCUCUCUGCCUCGCCGGCCUGGCGCUCGCGCCUCCGGGCUGGCUGCCCGUCGCCUCCGUGCUGGGCUACAUCGGGCUGUUCUCCGUCGGCCUGGGGCCCCUGCCGUGGUUCAUGAUGGCGGAGCUGGUGCCGACCGAGGCCAAGGGUUGGGUCACGGGAGUCGCGGCCACCGUCAACUGGCUCGCCAUGUUCCUGGUCACGCAGUUCUUCGUGGGGCUGGUGCGCGCGCUCGGACCCGCCGGCACCUACGCGGGGUACGCCGCCGUCAACGGGCUCGCCGGGGCGGGCGUGCUGCUCUUCGUGCCGGAGACCCGGGGCAAGAGUCUGGAGGACAUCCAGAAGGAGCUCGCGGGAGUCAAGCCAGCCGCCCCACCUGACCUGGGGGAGCCGCCCCACUGCAGACCUCGCCGUGAAGACUGAAGGCCGUGGACAACCAAACACUUGCUGAAUGCUCUAUCGUCGAGUACAUGAACUUGCCAGCUGCCCCACUGCACACCUCGCCGUGAAGACUGAAGGCCGUGGACAACCAAACACUUGCUGAAUGCUCUAUCGUCGAGUACAUGAACUUGCCAGCCGCCCCACUGCACACCUCGCCGUGAAGACUGAAGGCCGUGGACAACCAAACACUUGUCGAGUACACGAACUUGCUUGUGAUUGACCAAGUUACAUUUUGUAUCCAACUAGUCUCUUAACAAAAUUAUUUAUUCCACUGAGACAUAUACUGUAUAGUGUUAUCUGUGCCAUGCAUGGAAGAACAUACAGUUGAGAAAUCUUAACAACUUACCAACAAAUAAAAAACCUUUAUAUUUUACUGUU